Messenger RNA from Beta vulgaris subsp. vulgaris (sugar beet), 2713 nucleotides. Its product is annotated as probable inactive receptor kinase At2g26730. Bases 337 to 2346 code for a protein of 669 amino acids. Gene Ontology annotation, biological process: protein phosphorylation. The record is from RefSeq and is a predicted model, not a curated record. Gene Ontology annotation, molecular function: protein kinase activity; protein binding; ATP binding. NCBI's taxonomy places the organism in Eukaryota, Viridiplantae, Streptophyta, Magnoliopsida, Caryophyllales, Amaranthaceae. The transcript has 2 exons.
AACCUAAUAAUACUCUACUAACAACAUGAACAUCUACUACAACAAAAAGUACAAGUACCUCACUUGACAUCCAGCAAAGCAAAUGACCUUAACAACAAUUUCCUCCCUUUCUUUUCUCUCUCCUCUACCUUCUUUCUUCUUCUCGUGAUCUCCCCCUCAAAAAAAAACCCCACUCUUCUACUCCUCACAUCACUCACUCACAAUCACUUUCUCUCUCCUCCCUACACUAAUGGGUUUUUCUUCUCACCGGAGAAAAACAAGACAAAAACACUCCUAAAAUUUCCACCCCAAACAAACACACCCUAAUUCUCUCUCUAUCUCUAAACAAAAAAGAAAAUGAGAGUGUUAUUAACAUUAGUACUAGUUUUAGUUUUUACAUUACUGAGUCAUCGAUCCAACUCGGAGCCAACUCAGGAGAAACAAGCACUUCAAUCAUUCAUCAACCAAGUCCCACACGCGUCACGCUUACAAUGGAACUCAUCUGACUCAGCUUGCAACUGGGUUGGAAUCCAGUGUAACGCGGCUCAAACUCAUAUCUACAGUCUUCGUCUUCCAGCCGUUGGAUUAGUGGGACCCAUCCCUGAAAACACAAUCGGACGGCUCUCAGAGCUCCGUGUAUUAAGUAUUCAUUCCAAUAGUCUUACUGGAAAUCUCCCCUCUGAUUUCUCAAACCUCACUUUUUUACGCGCGAUUUACAUCGGUGGUAAUAGUUUAUCCGGCGAGUUUCCGGCGAGUUUGACUCAGUUAACUCGGUUAACUCGUCUUGAUUUGUCGAAUAAUAAUUUAUCCGGUGAAAUACCUUUUGCGCUGAAUAAUUUGACUCUUUUGAAUGGGUUGUUUUUGCAGAAUAAUAAUUUCUCUGGUUCGCUCCCUAGUAUUAACGAAAACUUGAUCGAUUUCAAUGUAUCAAAUAAUAAUCUUAAUGGAACAAUCCCACAAACUCUCUCCAAGUUCCCACAAUCUUCUUUUGUCGGGAACUUGGAGUUAUGUGGCGGACCACUCUCGCCGUGUAACUCAUCGUUUUUCCCAUCUCCAUCUCCUUCUCCAGUAGAGGUUGUUCCUUCCUCACCUGCUGAAGUCAGCAACAAAAAGAAGUUAUCAAAAGGAGCUAUUAUUGCAAUAUCAGUUGCAGCAGGAGUAGUAUUUCUAUCAUUGUUGUUGUGUCUCAUCUUAUGUUUGUUGAGAAAGAAGUGGAAUGGAAGUAGAGAUGGUAAUAAUACAUCCAAGGCCGCUGCUCUAAAAGGGACCGCUGCAGUAGCAGGUUCCAGGGCAGUAGGUCUUGGAGGUGAAGCUGGGACGUCGUCUUCUAAAGACGACCUCACUAGCGGAACUGGCCCUGAAGGCGGAGAAAGAAAUAAAUUAGUGUUCGUUAAUGGAGGUUCAUAUAGCUUUGAUCUCGAAGAUCUGUUGCGAGCUUCUGCGGAAGUACUUGGUAAAGGGAGUGUUGGCACGAGCUACAAGGCGGUUCUUGAAGAAGGGACGACGGUGGUUGUUAAGAGGCUUAAAGAUGUUGUGGCUGGGAAGAAAGAAUUUGAGACACAAUUGGAAGCUUUGGGGAAAUGUAAGCAUGAGAAUGUUGUACCUUUGAGAGCAUUUUAUUUCUCUAAAGAUGAGAAAUUGUUGGUGUAUGAUUAUAUGUCAGCUGGUAGCUUGUCUGCUCUUUUGCACGGUAGCAGAGGUGCAGGCCGAACAUCACUAGACUGGGACAACCGCAUGAGGAUAGCCCUUGGCACUGCUCGAGGCCUUACUUACCUUCAUGUAUCAAACAACCUCGUUCAUGGCAACAUAAAAUCGUCCAAUAUCCUCCUACAUUCCAACCAAGACCCUGCAGUAUCGGACUUUGGCCUCUCCCCUCUAUUCGCCACUAAUUCUACCUCCAACAACAACCGCAUUGCUGGAUACCGAGCUCCAGAAGUGGUAGAAACCCGAAAACCCACAUUCAAAUCCGAUGUAUACAGCUUUGGUGUCCUCCUUUUAGAACUCCUUACAGGAAAAUCCCCGAACCAAGCCUCUUUAGGAGACGAUGGCAUUGAUCUUCCUAGAUGGGUACAAUCAGUUGUACGUGAAGAAUGGACUGCCGAAGUUUUUGAUGUUGAACUUAUGAGGUACCAUAAUAUAGAAGAGGAAAUGGUACAACUCUUACAGAUUGCAAUGACAUGUGUGUCAACAGUACCUGAUCAACGGCCCUCAAUGCCUGAGGCACUCCGGAUGAUUGAGGAUAUGAAUCGAGGCGAAAGUAACACCGAUGAUGGGAUUCGACAAUCGUCAGAUGACCCGUCUAAAGGGUCCGAUGGCCAGACCCCACCUAUGGAAUCCCGGACCCCGCCUUCUUCUGUUACUCCUUGAGCUAAGGAAAUAAUGGACAUUUCAUCUCUUUGAUCAAUUAUUUUACAUAAUCUUGAAGUAAUUAAGUGUAUAAAUUGCGCAGGUGAAUGUGGAGAUGAGGAUAGAUUGGAGAGAACAAUAGUUUUUUUUUUUUUUUUUUUUUUUUGAGGUUAAAUUCUAUUUUUUUUGGUUAUUGGUCCCAAGAAAUUGGGUCAUUGUUACAAGUGUGAAAUGGUUUUUAGAGGGACAAGAAAUUGGUGGGAUUUUAUGGUUUGUUUCAUGUAAAGAGGUUAGGGAUUCCAUGAGCUUAUUGGAAUUUGGCUUUUGACCAUUUGGUGGUGGGUGUACUCUGAUUGGUGGGAUUUUAAUUUCAUCUUUGUUUAUUUAA